Messenger RNA from Dermacentor andersoni, 692 nucleotides. RefSeq lists its product as uncharacterized. The record is from RefSeq and is a predicted model, not a curated record. Lineage: Eukaryota; Metazoa; Arthropoda; Arachnida; Ixodida; Ixodidae.
GUCGGCACCGCCCACCCUCGGAAAGACCCGGUCGAAGGAGUGCUUCGCUUCGCAUCCCGCUCUCAGCGACCCUCGCAUUCGACGACGACAACAUGGCGGCCCCCGACGCGGGUGCUCCAUCACGGAGGGGGUCCAUUGCUCCAGCGGGUGGUGGAGCGGCAGUCCCCGUGGGAGCGGCGCCCGUGGUCCCGGCGUACGUGCCGCCGGCGCAGGUCUACGACGACGACGAGGACGAGGUCGAGGAGGUCAUGAAGCCCCAGAGGCAAAUUGUGCAGGCGGGCGCCACCAGCGGACCCAGCACGGUCUGCAUCUUAUGCACGGCGAUGGUGCUCCUCACGGUGGCCGCGGCGGUCACCUUCUACGCUAUCGACAUGUCCAAAGCGGACACGGAGGCGACCACUGUCUCCUCCACGAAGGCAACGCCACCGCCAGUGGUGUUCUACUACAACGUGACGGCGCAGCAGGGAGCUGGCCUCGACUUCACUGGAGAAGGCCACGAUGCGACCACAGACGACGGCGAAGUCGACGAAGUCGAGGCUUCGAACACGCGGAGCGUAUGACUCCAUGUCAUCUUUAACGCGACAGUGGCGAUGUUUUCUUUUUUUUCGGUAUUACCAAACGAAUUGAACCAAUUCUAACGAAAAUUUUUUGUCUGUAUUCAAAUAUAUUUUCAGUGAUUAUCUUCUUUGUAA